This is a messenger RNA of Nerophis lumbriciformis (worm pipefish), 939 nucleotides long. Lineage: Eukaryota; Metazoa; Chordata; Actinopteri; Syngnathiformes; Syngnathidae. The record is from RefSeq and is a predicted model, not a curated record.
AUGUACCGAGGUCACGGGAGAGGCAGUGCGUCGUUCGCGGGGGCUUCUGCUUCCAACGCGGCUUCCCUGGAAAGCUCCGGGACUUCCAUCACACAAGAGCAGAAGCUGAGCGGCGCCGACCGGUUCGUCCCGAGCCUCAACGCCAUCGCCGCUAACCGAGACCUCCAGUGGCUGGUCCAGCCCGCCUUGGUGCAGCAGCAGGGCGCGUCUCGCUCCCCGGCGCCGCCGUACCCCUCUCUCUCCGGGACGCGUCCUGGGGCUCCGCCCCCUCACGACGUCAGAAUGGGGGUCAUCAGAGCGGGCACCGCCCCGACGCGGCGCAGGAACGAGGAGCACUUGUCCUUGGAGGAGCUGGAGAGACGGCGAAUAAGGAGAGAGCGCAAUAAACUGGCGGCGGCCAAAUGUCGCAAUCGUCGGCGGGAGCUGACGGACACGCUGCAAAACGAGACGGAGCAGCUGGAGGACGAAAAGAGCCGCUUACAAAACGAGAUCGCCGAGUUGCAAAAGCAGAAAGAGAAGCUGGAGCUGGUCUUGGAGGCGCACCGUCCCAUCUGCAAAAUCCAAGACUCCUCCGACUCCGAUGGCGACGCGGGCGCCGGGCUCUCGUCCUCGGCGCUCGUCAAGACUGAGCCCGAGGAGUACGCCGCUCCCGGGCCGGCCCCCGCCAAAACCCAAAAGGUUAAACCCAAGAUCAGCCUCCCCGCCAAGAGCGCGUCGUCGUCGUCGGGCCAGGAGUCCGAGUCCUUGCACACCCCCGUCCUAGCGUCCACUCCGUCCCUCACCCCCUUGGCGGCCAGCAUGAUUUUCACCUACCCCUCGGCUCCCGCCGACGUCCCCCAGCAGGCCCCGCAACCUUGCGGGGCGGCGCACCGGCGCAGCAGCAGCAGCGGCGACCAAUCCGAUCACUCCUUGCACUCGCCCACCAUCCUCACGCUUUGA